Messenger RNA from Gadus morhua (Atlantic cod), 3848 nucleotides. RefSeq names its product vitrin (gene vit). The transcript is spliced from 23 exons. NCBI's taxonomy places the organism in Eukaryota, Metazoa, Chordata, Actinopteri, Gadiformes, Gadidae. Bases 267 to 2726 code for a protein of 819 amino acids. The record is from RefSeq and is a predicted model, not a curated record. Gene Ontology annotation, biological process: positive regulation of cell-substrate adhesion; extracellular matrix organization.
GCUCUGCUGUGGCCCCAUCCCGUACACUGCUCCUAACGUGCGCUCCUCCAUAACUCCGCUCAGGCAGCACUUCUCCAGGUCCCACUGAAGGAGACCAGUGAUAGUGCACAUGCCUGAUCAUGCACAUUGCUCCUCACAUGAACGGAGAGCAUCGAUUCUGAACACCGCGCUGCCGGGGAAUUGUUGCUUUGGGAAUUUGUUUUGUUUUUACAUUGCAGGUUGAAUCAGGACGUCUCCCUGAUCUUCUGAACCAGCCCCCCAGCAUCAUGAUCCGAGCACCGGUCAUCGCCAUCGGCCUGGCUCUCCUAGUGUCUUGUGUUUGCUUGGCCAAGCCCAACGGAUCGAAGAACAAGAAGCCGAAGCAAGUGGUUCCAGCCAUAGAGUGUGAUGUCCGAGCGGGGAAGGUCAACCUCCCAGAGUUCAUAGUGAAGUGCCCCUCCCACUGCAAGGAGUCCAAGCAGCAGGUCUACGGCACGGGGGUGUUCGCCUCCAUCUCCAGCAUCUGCAAUGCCGCCAUACACAAUGGGAUCAUCACCAACUCUGGGGGGAAGGUCAUCGUGAAGAAGAUGCCGGGGCAGAAUGUAUACAAGGGCAGCAACUCCAAUGGACUUCGCUCUCUCUCCCUGCCCAAGUGGAGGGAGUCCUUCGUUCUCUCAGUGGGGAAGCCAAAGAAAGGAGUGAUCUACCCCUCCACCCUAUUCUUCACGCCCUCCAGACCAACCUACGUGAAAACCAGCCAGAAGGAAACCACGACAACGAUGGCUCCCGAACCCAUCACGACCACAACGCCAGUCCCCACCACCACCACCACCACUCAAGCCCCCACCACCACCACCACCACCACCACCACACCCCUAUCCACCACCACCAAAGCCCGCACCGCAAUCCAUAAGAUCAGGGAUGCAGGCAGCAGCCACCCCUAUUUUGCCUCGGUGGCCGCAGCUGCUAGUUCAAGGCAGACUCAGACCGGCAAGGCGACCAGUCAAGUGCUCAGAGGAAGUGUCUAUCCGAAUAGAUUCCCAGCACGUGUAAAUCAAGGUCUGCGCAGACCUGAGGCGGGGGCAGGGUCCACCAUUCGAAGGCAGCCCAUCGCUCCAGUUGGCACAGCCUUUAACAGGGUGCAGCCGGCCCCAGCAGCAGAGCGGAUCCCCAGCGCUGGCCAGGCCAACCCCGCUUUUCCGCGACGGGAUUGGCCGCCACCCCCCUUCGCACGUCCCGAUUGGUUCCCCGGCGCCAGACGACCGGCAGACGUCAGCUACGUGGCUCCCGACUCUGGCUACAGCUGGGGUGAGACGGACACACCUGAGGCUGCACCUCGUCAAUACAGGCCUGACAUGUCAGAGUAUGAGCGCUGGUUUUAUAACUAUGGACCAUACCCACCCCGCGCCCCCGACUCAGAAGGCAUUCGCAAACCAGCGGUAGACGCAACCCACACCCGAGUGGAGCCGGUGGAUUCCUGGAGGCCAGACACUCCCUUGUAUGAAUCAGGCUUCAACACCCGGGAGCAAGACCCCAUCCCCAGAGCCCCAGAACCCGUGUCCCAGGGAGACCCAAACUGCAAGGUGGACCUGGCCUUCCUAAUGGAUGGCAGCUGGAGCAUCGGGAAGCGUCGCUUCAAGAUCCAGAAGGACUUCCUGGCGGAGGUGGCCCAGGUCAUCAACCUGGGGGUGGCAGGGCCCAUGAUGGGGGUCAUCCAAUACGGAGAUGACCCGGUGACAGAGAUCAGCCUGAAGUCCUUCUCCAACUCCCGGGACGUGAAGGCGGCCGUGGAUAAGAUUGCCCAGAAGGGAGGCCUCUCCAACGUGGGGAAGGCCCUCUCCUUCGUCAACAGGCAGUACUUCAGCGACAGCAACGGUAACCGGGGGGCGGCGCCCAACGUGGUGGUGGUGCUGGUGGACGGCUGGCCCACGGACAAGGUGGAGGAGGCCUCGCGCCUGGCCCGCGAGUCCGGCAUCAACAUCUUCUUCGUCACCAUCGAGGGCCCCGACGAGAACGAGAAGCUGAACGUGGUCGAGGCCAACUUUGUGGAUAAGGCGGUGUGUCGCACCAACGGCUUCUACUCCCUGCCCGUGUCCAGCUGGUUCGCCCUGCGCAAGGCCGUGCAGCCGCUGGUGAAGCGCGUGUGCGACACCGACCGCCUCAUGUGCAGCAAGACCUGCCUGAACGCCAACGACAUCGCCUUCGUCAUCGACGGCUCCAGCAGCGUGGGCACGGGCAACUUCCGCACCGUGCUGCAGUUCGUGGCCAACGUCACGCGGGAGUUCGAGAUCUCCGACACGGACACGCGCGUCGGCGCCGUGCAGUACACCUACGAGCAGCGGCUGGAGUUCGGCUUCGGCCAGCACAACAACAAGGCGGAUCUGCUGAACGCCAUCAAGCGCGUCAACUACUGGAGCGGCGGCACCAGCACGGGCGCCGCCAUCACCUACGCCGCCGACCAGCUCUUCAGCAAGUCCAAGCCCAACAAGCGCAAGAUCAUGAUCGUCAUCACCGACGGGCGGAGCUACGACGACGUCAGGGCGCCGGCGCUGGCCGUCCACCGAACAGGUGUUAUUGCCUACUCCAUCGGCAUCGCCUGGGCCGCCCAGGAAGAGCUGGAGUACAUCGCCACCGACCCCGACAAAGAGCACUCCUUCUUCGUGGACGAGUUCGACAGCUUGUACAAGUUUGUGCCCAAGAUCAUCAACAACAUCUGCCAGGAAUUCAACUCGCAGCCACGGAACUGAAGCAUGGCGGGACGGGGGAUCGGGGGGGGGGGGAAGGGGGGAGACCGCCCUUACCAGGUUAAAGUUCCUAUUGACCAAUCAGAUUAGGGGAAGGGUGGCUAGGGGGUGGGACAAAUUGGGAAGGACACAUGGAAUAGGUAGGGAAGGGGGGGGGGGGGCAACGUCAAUGUCUAUUUGUUAGUUGUACGGUGAGAUCCGUUUGGGGGUGGUCUUAAAAGCAGACGGGUUGUAAACGUUAAGCGUUCUUUGGCCCAGAUUGCGGUCAUAGAUUGACUGCAGGGUAAAACUAUUUGAUUGUGGCAGGUGGGUCAGUGUUCAGGAAUAAGGUGAGGGAUGGGGGGGGGUUGGAAAAACAAAUAAUGAUCUCAAGUUAAAAGGCAUUAUCUGGCCAGACACUGGGGACCACAAGGCCAGUGGAAACGUUGUGUGUGGAUGACAGUCAGUGACGCGAAGGUAACAGGAUGUAUUCUCCAUUUCUAUUGGUGCAAUGUAAAGUAAUACUACCCUGUGUGGCCUACGGAGAGAAUUUAGCGUUCAAAGGAGCGCCUGGCAAUUCCUCCUAUGGCUUACCCUGAGCUAGGAUGAGGCAAAGGUGCAUUGUGAACUUCGUAAUAGAAGAGACUUCCCAGUGAGGACAUUGUUGAAGUUACUCAAACAAAAAGAAGACAAUGGUGCAUAAUAUUAUUGCAUGCUCGUGUUGGUAUUAUCCAUUCGAUCGUAGAUCUCGCAUUCACAUUCCAUCACCAAUACAUCGACACCUUGAUGUAAAAUAGGCCAUUACAUGUUUGCAAUUGGACAAUACAACAGUAAGAAUCCGACUGACGAGGAAUAUGGUGCCGGCAAGAUCGUAGCCCUUGUAAACAGCAAUGAUAUAAACCUGGACAUGCAGUUCUCCUGAGUGAAAUCCAUUUCAUAUUUUUUGUAAUAGUUUGCCCGGGUUACUUUUUAACCCGGCAGUUAUUUGUUGGAUGUGUUGAAUGAGAGUAUUUAUAAUAUCUUACCCCUUCUUAUGGCCUCUUUGUACAUAUGCAUAUUAAAAAAGGUAUUUUGCUUAUAAUGUUCAGAUAUAUAAUUAAUCCUUAUUUUAAAUUCUGUUUAUAAUAAAAUUGUAAAAAAAAUAUA